Molecule: messenger RNA, 1394 nt
Organism: Drosophila rhopaloa
Lineage: Eukaryota; Metazoa; Arthropoda; Insecta; Diptera; Drosophilidae
Product: histidine protein methyltransferase 1 homolog
Exons: 3
Coding region: 157-1080 (307 amino acids)
Biological process (GO): peptidyl-histidine methylation, to form tele-methylhistidine
Molecular function (GO): protein-L-histidine N-tele-methyltransferase activity
Source: RefSeq, a predicted model, not a curated record
CUCCUUUCCAUAGGGUGACCAAUGAACUGUACCAAAAGCGUGGUUUCUGCCGACAGCUGAUUUUUGAUCAAUUAUCAUUUAUAGAGCAAAGCAUAACUAAAGCUCAUUUCAACUACAGGAAUCUUAGAGCUCACAGGGUGCUCCGAGGACACAAAGAUGUUUAAAUUUAAUUUUGAAGUGGAAGCGGAAUCUCGUGAAGAUCCAGAGGCCGUUAAAAGUCCUAUUUUCAGUAAUGAGGGCGAUUCCGAAGAACCUAAACCGGGAUACACAAAGGAUAUAGAUUGGUAUCAGGCAGAGAAAGUAAAGCCAAUAGAUAACCUUAUUUCAACACUGGAUUUCUACGAGUUGAAUGCUAAGGAAAUGGAUGUGGGAAAUAUAACAAUUCGACACCUUGUAGCUGGUUUUCUGCUGGAGGAUAUAAAAGCCCAAGCACAGUUGGAAAACCUUGAUAUAAGAAAGUCUGAGGAAAACCAUUCUGAUCUAAUAGCCGGGGUCUACGAGGGAGGUGCUAAAAUAUGGGAGUGCACAGAAAGCCUUUUAUUAUAUCUAUCCGAAGAGCAUGAAGACUCCUUCUGGAAGGAUAAAAGAAUCCUGGACUUGGGAUGUGGUUCCGGAUUACUAGGGAUAUAUGCCAUGAAAAAGGGUGCGCGAGUCGAUUUUCAGGACUACAACAAAGAUGUUUUGGAAUAUAUCACAUAUCCAAAUAUCCUGCUAAAUGCAGACGAAUCGCUAACUGAAGAUGAAAAAUUGGAAUUUUUGGACAACCAUACAACCCUAUACGCCGGGGAUUGGUCUCACUUCGCUCACCUAACGAAGGAAGUGGAGAAAUACGAUCUAAUACUUACCUCAGAGACAAUUUACAACAUUGAAAAUCAACAAAAGCUUUUGGAAACCCUUGCUGAUCGCUUAAAACCGGAUGGAAUCGCUUUGGUCGCUGCAAAAUCUCAUUAUUUUGGAGUGGGAGGGGGUCUGGAACAAUUUUCGGAAAAGAUCAAGCUUGGAAAUUUGUUUCACAUUCAAAAUGUCUGGCAGUCGGACGAAAAUUUAAAAAGAGGAAUUUUACAAUUAAAAUUUAAAUAGUUUAAUUUUGAGUUUAUUGGGGCUUUUAAUAUUAAAAACUAUCCAUAUCAGACGAGACUUUAUCCGCGAGUAUUUGCGCUGGAGAUAACAAGGCUUAAGCAAAAAUUUAAUGAUGAUAAAUAUAUUUGCAAUAUAGUGUGCGUAUAAAUUUAGUACCCAAAAGUUUUAAGAAAUGCUUAUCUUCUUAUCAUCUUAAAUGCGAGAACAGCACAGAAGGUCAAUAAUAUUCGAACUGAUCGGUUCAUACUUAUUUUGGAUGAUUAAACUUUUUUAGUGCUGUUAUUGUUAAAAAUAAAAAAUGAACGAAGCUGAAA